Molecule: messenger RNA, 7516 nt
Organism: Spodoptera frugiperda (fall armyworm)
Lineage: Eukaryota; Metazoa; Arthropoda; Insecta; Lepidoptera; Noctuidae
Exons: 3
Coding region: 469-5829 (1786 amino acids)
Source: RefSeq, a predicted model, not a curated record
CGGACCAAGACGUGUCGGCCAGUUGAACCGGGAUUCAGUGCAGAUCGCCAAUCGUUUUCGAUCGGAAAAAAAUAAAUAAAACAAAAAAACCGCGUCUAGUGUAUCCCAUGUCAACAAACAAACACCAGGGAUGGUGAGCUGAGGACUCACGAGAGAAGUGGCCUGAACGCUUCAAGGUAACAUCGGUGCAUUAGUCCAAAAUAAUCUGUUGGCCAAUGAUCAUAGUACACAACUUAUUCACACCUAUUUCUACACGAGCCCACGCAAACAUAAAGUGUUUUCAGUCAGAGAUUAUCACAUUGAAACGAAAUGUUGUGUUCUUAGUUUAUACGGUGAAAAGUGAUUAUUUUGCGGGGUUCGUGCAUUAAUAUUUCAAAAAUUACAUCAACCCCUUUACAAAACAUUGUGUUCGGUAACAUUUAUUUAUAGAAAUAUUUUCCAAAUUAUUUUAAUUCAAUAAUUAAACAUAUGGAAUCUGAAUUGUCUCCAGAUAGAGAGAAAGAUAUACCUCCAGUACCUAUUAAAACAUAUCAAUGGGAAGAUUUGAGGAGAGCUCGUGAAGCUGGAAGGUACCCAUGGACGCACCUACUGAAGGCACCACUUCAGGGUGAAAUUACUGCCGAAGAUAUCAUCAGAGAAACGACACCUAGAAGAAGUAUGUCGCGAGAAUUUUCAAGGUCUCGGACACACUCGCCGGUGGACGGUGACGUCCAAAGGAUACUAAAUCUUGACUCUUCACCCGGUAGUAGUCGCAAGCAUGGUGAGGAAGGUGAAGAUGAGGGAGUACAUAUACCAAAUUUCUCCAAAGAAAUAUCGUUAGAUUCCGAAGACGAUGUCAUAAACCAGGCUGUGAAAGCUUACGUAGUUAAACGCCCCGAAAGUCAAGCUAGUUCCCACUUAGCUGCACCUGUUGAAAUACCCAAGAAUGUAUCCCCGAAAGGAAUACUGAAACGUCGUGUUCCAGAACAGCAAUAUAGUAUAGGAGUAACGUCAGAAACAAGAGAAAAAACAAAAUGUUGUCAUCCUUUAGUCAAUAAAAUAAAGCAUUUAGCCGACAAAACUUUACACAAACUAGAACGAAGUGAAAAUGAAAAAUCACCAACAUCAAAACGUAAGAAAAAUGAUGACACACAAGAAAUAAGGCAGCUUAGAUCUUCGCCAGGCGCUGUAAGGAGACAAAAAUUCGGUGCUAUCAAGUUAGGAAGCUCUGAUGAAAUGAGUAAAACUAUGGUGGUAGACACACCGCCUCCACGGAAAAAGAAAGAACAUAUUUAUGAAGACAUUGAGGAAGGCAAAGAUGUGCAUUUUUCACCAGAUGUCGAUAGGCAGGGUGCCGCCAGACUGGAUGAGGAAACUGGAAGUAAUAGCAAUAAAGAGAAUGAGAGUCUGUUGGAAAAAAAAUCGAUUGCAUCUCAAGAUCCCAGCUUAGUGAUGGAAAAUACGAGUCUGAAAUCAGAAGAUCAUGUUAUGGAGAAACUGCAUAAAAUGGAUAACGUAAAUAAAGAGGCCAUACUUUUAGACGAAGAAAUGGAUCCUGAUGAGCCCAAUGUAGACGAAAUUUUCCAAAACCAAUUAGACGAGAGAGGACCAAGCAACGAAUCCCCUAAUAUUACUAUUACAGAAUUGACAGGUGAAGAUGCAGAAGUGACUGGAGAUCAACCUGCAGCUACACCUAUUGAAUCGUCACCCAGCCCCAGUCCACAAGAAAUUGACGAUCGACAGAAAGUAGAAUACCCGAGCAGAAAAUGGUCUAAACACAGCAGUGAUCACGAAUAUGAAAUCAUCGAAAAGCCACCGCCUAAUAUUAUUUACACUGCUCCGAGUGUAGAUGAAAAACCAACUCAACUGGUAAAAGCGGAUGAUGAGUUGUCUAGUACCACAUCACUAGAAAGAAAAUGUCUACAGCACACAUCAGACGAGGACGAACAAUUGGACGAAAACAUUAAUUUACAUGAUGAUAAAAACGAGGAAAUGACGAGCGCUGAAGCAUUACAAAGAGACAUUGAAGAUCGAUAUUUUGUAAACACUCCGUCCACAAUAUCACGCACGGAGUGUGAAAUUAGCACAAGUCAAGUUGAUUCGUCCGCGUUAGAACAGUUACCAUUGAAACGUGAUAGUAGAUCUAAGAAUGCUGAAACCACUGAUAGCAAAAUACAACAACGUAUCAGAGAAGGUACCGGUAAAUUAAAAUCUCAGGCUGGAAAACUAAAAACUAAAUUACAAAACAUAAAAACAAAACAAUUCAAUAUGCCUGAAAAACCGAAAUUCUCGAUGCCUGAAAGGCCUAAAUUUAAGAUGCCCCAGAGACCUAAAAUAUCCCUUCCUGAUCGGCCUAAGUUCACAUUACCUGACAGAAGGAAGUUUAGUUUACCUGAUAGACCCAAAUUCAAUAUAGCUGAAAAACUUAAUCGAUCCAAAUUCACACUACCCGAAAGGCCAAAGUUUAACGUCCCUGAUCUACCUAAAUUCAAAAUGCCUGACUUUCACAGUCUUGGUAGGAAAAAAGAAAACAAAGUUACUUCAGACUCCACAGAUUCGAACGUGGAGCCCACUGACGUCGCUACAGUAGAGUUUGAAGCAAGAACAUACCCCAGACUAUUCAACAGAAAAAAGAAGUCAGAACUGCCUAAAACAUCUUCGUCACCAACGUUGAAUAGAGAGGACACACCACCGCCGACGUUCACGUUCACACGAGUCAAGAAGAAUAAAGAUGAGCCUACUUUUAUUCCUGAUAGUCCUGAGCAACCUCGAGAAUAUGGAAACAUUGAUAAUGAUGAUAACAACUUCGCUAUGGAAGAUGGCAGGCAAAUCGGAACUACUUACGACUUUGACAAAGUGGACACUGAAUAUAUGGACGAUGAACCUGAAGUAUGUACUCUGGAAGACAGACAUCAAACCUCCGAACCCGAUAUGUCACCAUCUAAACAAGAAUACACACAUGUCAUAACCGAAAUUAAUAAUGACGAAUUUUUUGUACGACCGAGAGGUAUUUCUCGCGAAGAUAUUCAAACAAGGGAAUAUUUGAGCGACGAAACACGAAAAGCUUUUCAAAACCCGAAGAAUAUUCUCUCUAUGAUAGGGACUAAUUCGGGAAUGAGCGACGACAACAUGUACGUCAACGAUCCUGAUGCCGAUCCUGAGCUGAUGAUCGACGACAACGAACCGAUGAGGUACUCAACUGAAGAUUUGAAUGACAAAGACGACGGCUACUACACGUUUCCACCAGUGAGGCCGUCGAGGGCGAAGCGGAAGAAGAAGGAGGAGGAAGAAUUGAAACAAACGCCAUACAUAGACGACAGUGUCAAUGCCAGUAUGCAAUUUAGUGAGGUAGACUUGGAGACGCCAGAGGACCAACUAGAUGAACAUAUUAGCUGUGACGUGGAAGAUAAUAUGGGUAUGCAGAUGCAUGUCAACAAUCACCUCGAUUUUACUCCCACCACUGACUUGCAUUCUAUACAUGAAUACGCAAAUGAUGACGUCAUUCAGUACCCAGAGAAUGUGCCCAUACAGUCACAAACUCUGCCUAUGCCACCGAAAAGGAAGAAGAAGUUUGGCAAGAAAGACUUCAAGCAUUCGUCUCUGAAUGACUUCAACAACGUGACUGCUUCACAGCUGUGGGAGCAACCUCAGGAACAUGAGACCAAUGACGACAUCAUCGUAUAUCGAACUGAGCAUGAAUACAUCGUGCCGCAAGAGUAUGCGCACUCCACCGUCACCGAGCACAGCCCCGUGCCCCCGCGCCGCACCCGCUCUAGGAGCUCCAGGGGCACCUCCCUCUGUGACGACGACCGCACAUCACAUGGUGCCGAGUCACUGAUACUGGAUACCAACAUACCACCCCCGGAAGAAAUUGUCAUGGAAAGGGAAAUACGCCACGAAAGCCCCGGGUACGCCACAGUUGACAAAGGCGCUUACACACCAAGCAAAGGCGUAAGACGCUCAAAAAGCAAAACUCCACCGAGGCGUCGUAAGAGCAAUAGCUCAGAGCGUAAAUAUUAUACUGUUGGACCCACUAAGCCAGUCGGCCCUGACCGACCACCACGCAAAAAGUCAUCAACUAGUCUUAUGACGUUAGACAGUUUUACCAAGCGCUCGGUAAGUGGUGAUUUGACACAAUAUGUUGAAAUUGAUGAACCCUUUGAAGAAGUUCAUAAAGAUUUGAAUUCUGGAGAAGUGGUGAAUAAAAUGAAAGAUCGGCCUCUACCUCCACCUCCACGCCCACCCAGAGGAUCAAGGCGAAGAAAAAGAGACCUGAAGAAUGACCUCCAACGAAGUAUUUCUACAGAUGCAGAAUCUGCUAUGGGAAUAUCUCGGGACUUUGAGGAAGACCAAGAUGAAACGAAACCAUCUGAUGUCCUAGAAAUUGAGGUUUCUACUCAAACUGACCCUCUACCAGAUGACGUAGACUUCGAAUUAGGUAUGGAUGAUAAUCUGGAUAUUUCUAUGUCCAGCUCGUUACGAGACAUUAUUGACGAAGACUCCAUGCUUUCAAGGAGUCAUCCCAAACUUGGUGAUAGCCCUCGAGUAUCACGGCCUACAUCGCGUACUGACAAAUCUACAAAACUUUCUGACCCAAAAAUAUCAGAACUAUCCAAACCUACUCUUGGACGCACGUCACCUACAGUUAUCUUGGUAGAGCGACGAGUGUCUAGUCCAACAAGAAUAAAUGAACGUGAGGAAAUGUUAACCGAAGCUUCAUUAACUGUUCAACCUAUUGAUAUCGACGAAUCUCAAAUCCCAGAUGUGCCUCCUCUCCCAAGGCCAAGAGCCAUUUCAAGUACACGGCCUAAAAAUACUGUGCCACCUAGUGAAGAACGGGCUCUUGAAAAAAUCAGUGACGCAAGUAGAGAAGUACAACUGGAUAAUUUGGUUACACAACGACUACAGGUGAAAGAUUUAGAUGUGGGACGACUAAAUGUAUCUGAAUUACAAGCUAACAAAAUCUUGGUUUCUGACAUAGAAGGCAUGACAUUACAAGUUUCGGAGUUAGAUUCUAAGUCCGGACACAUUUCUGUGAGCGGAAUCGAGUUCUCUCAGUCCGUAAUAGAUGAAAUUGUAAAGAAGUUUGCCGAAAUAUCAACAGCGCAUGCGCCUCCACCACCAGCACCAGUAGCACCUACGAUGCUUGAAGUCGUUGAAACGCCAAGGCCGGUCAGUAGAGAGGAACACACACAAACGGAGGAACAAGUAGCUCCAGUAGCUGUUGAUGCACCUGUGGAAACGAAAUCGGAAGCCAAACCUGUUGAAGAGGAAGCUCCCCAACAAACAGCACCUCCUCCAAGACCUCCCAGUGCAGAGGACACUGGAGCUCCCCCACAGAGACCACCUCCACCUGAUUUGACUCCCUUGUUGUACUCAUAUCUCCAGGACAUUACUAUACCUCCUGCUUCUUUCUUCCCUAGUCGGUCACUUAGAGACAGACCUCAUUUUGAUUUCCAUGAGUCCCAACACCAGACCCCCCCACCGCCCACUCGACGAGCUAAAAGGAAACCCGCUGCUCCUCAUUCUGAAUCGAGUUCGGAUGACGGCAGACCGCGUCCCUCACCUCGCCGUAUGGCCGGUCCCGUGAGAACGCAUGAGCCUACAAUAACCGAAGCGGGAGCUCAAUUCUUGCGCGUCUGCCACUCUUCUAUUACCAGGACUUUAAGGAGCAUGUUCAACUCGUUCAUGUCGUACAUCAGCGGCACUGAGGACAAGAAGGACGUCCAGAUGGCGAUGGUAAUAUUCCUGGUGCUGGUCGCGGGGCUGAUCAUGUUCGGGCUGAGUGACAGCCGGGCGGUGCACCAUCACCACUGGGAGUUCUUCAACCCGCCUGACGGAAAACCAUGAUGUUGUGCUUCAUCGGGUUUUGGUAUAAAGUCAAUGUAAAUUACGAAUUAGUUUUAAGUUCGACAGACUUGUUGGACGCGCGGAAUAUUGUAUUUUGUAUUGUUGAUUUUAAUUUGUUAUGAGGACACAUCAUUUGCUUGGCCUCACUGGGAAAUGUCCAGUAUUGUAAAUUGUGAUAUCUAGUCACCUUUUAUUUAUUUGAUUUAAUUUGUUCAGAAUUCUUAUUAACAUUGUAGCGUCCGAACAAGUCUGGUUAUUUAUUGACAUGAACUGUAAGAUGCAAACGUUUUAUGAAAAGAAGUAAAUACGCAUUUUAUGCAAGGCAGACUUUCCACUACAGUUUAUUUUUAAUGAACACUAUAGUUUUAUUGUAAUUUUAAGUCAUUCGUUAUGUUAUUUUAAGAUCCCGAUGGUGCUUGAGUCCAUGAAAUUACUCACAUAUCUACUUAUAUAAAUAACACUUUUAUACUAUGUAGUUCAAACAAGUAUUAAUUCAGUAGUAACCAAGUGCUCGUAUGUAGAUAUUUUACCUAUAACAUAAAAGUAUUGUAGGCAAUAAUCAAACUAAGUAUUAACUUCUAGUCAAAACAUCUUAUCGUAGUAAACCUAAAUCUUAUUAUAAACCCGGUUUUGAGAGUGUAUCUUAAAUAAAAAAAAUGUUUUCCAAUACGGGACAAACGCAUCAACGCAGCAAUUUCGUAAAAUUUCGCAUGAGCACCAGAACGGAUCGACUGUUUGUCACCUACCAUAAACCCAACGUUACAUAGUUUAAAAUUAAAACUUUAUUUUGUUGCUGCUACAAGACUCAAAGCAAAAGAUUUAAGUCCAUAUAUUAAAAACAUGUGUAUUUAUUUUCAAAUUGAAACACACUGCGAUUACUGAGAAUUUAAUUUUUUAAACGUAAAACUUUUCUUAAAAUCAAAUUAUGAAAUCUCAACAGAUAUAUUAUUUAAUAUUAAUACAAUAAUUUAGACGUAAAAUAGGUUCUGAAUAACACAUCAAAAUAAGAAUGUUGUGUAUACGGAAUCAAAGUUUUGGUAGGUAGGUAGCAAUAGACAGUAAAAGUCACAUUUGGUACGAAUUCUGAUGAAGAAUUUUUUUAUCAACCUUAACCCUUAAAUUCAAAGUCAAAUACCUAUGUAUCUCUAAGACGUCUAUACUGUACGUAGAGGUAAUUUAAUUAUACAGCUUUAUUACUUUUCCAAUUUUAACCCAUCUUAGGCACCGCAAAAGCACACCCAAUCUAGGUACAUACGAAACAAAUCAAAAUUAAAUUAUUGAUUAAGACCGACCACUCAAUAAUCGGUGAAAUCUUUAAGGAUAUAGUGAAAUAAAGAAAGAGAGAGAGAGAGAGAUCUUUAUCUACUUCGACAUUAACUUAAAUCAGGUAAAUCAAGUUAUUGCUAAUCCCCACAGCUAAAACAAAUUACCAAGCUAAAAGUGCUAUCACCACAUCUCGUCUUGUCCUGUACAUAUUUUCCUAUCAUACCAAUAAUGUUGCUUUUACUGUCUUGCUUUUUUCAAUGGCAUAUUUUAAGUCUAUUAUUAUUAUAAUUUAUAUAAUAUUGUUACCUAGUUAUAUACAUAUUAACCUCUCUGUUAACGUAGUGUCUCAGAUCGCGUUAUAUGCAUUUUGUAAACUUCCUUUUUUGUGUAAUUAUAAAGGAAAAUAAAAUUUGUUAAAUAA